AUGAAAGACCACGACCUUUGUUAUGCUGAAAGAGACCACGACCUUUGUUAUGCUGAAAGAGACCACGACCUUUACCACGACCUUUGUUAUGCUGAAAGAGACCAGGACUUUUGUCAUGUUGAAAGAGACCAGGACCUUUGUUAUGUUGAAAGAGACCACGACCUUUGUUAUGUUGAAAGAGACCAGGACCUUGGUUAUAUUGAAAGAGACCAUACCUACAGGGUCAUCUACCACGGCUAUUACAGUACCUACAAGCGCCUCUACCACGGCUAUAACAGUAUCUGCAAGGUCCUCUACCACGGCUAUAAUAGUACCUACAAGCGCCUCUACCACGGCUAUUACAGUACCUACAAGGUCCUCUACCACAGUUAUAUCAGUACCUACAAGCGCCUCUACCACGGUUAUAACAGUACCUACAAGGUCCUCUACCACGGUUAUAACAGAAAUUACAAGGUCCUCUACCGAAGUUAUACCAGUACCUACAAGCGCCUCUACAACGGCUAUAACAGUACCUACAUGGUCCUCUACCACGGUUACAACAGUACCUACGGGGUCCUCUACCACGGUUAUAACAGUACGUAUAAGCGCCUCUAUCACGGCUUUAACAGUACCUACAAGCGCCUCUACCACGGCUAUAACAGUACCUACAAGCGCCUCUACCACGGUUAUAACAGUACCUACAGGGUCCUCUACCGCGGCUAUAACAGUAACUACAACGUCCUCUACCACGGUUAUAACAGUACCUACAAGCGCCUCUACCACGGCUAUAACAGUACCUACAAGCGCCUCUACUACGGCUAUAACAGUACCUACAAGCGCCUCUACCACGGCUAUAACAGUACCUACAAGCGCCUCUGCCACAGCGAUUACAGUACCUACAAGCGCCUCUACCACAGUUAUAACAGUACCUACAAGCGCCUCUACCACGGCUAUAAUAGUACCUACAAGCGCCUCUACCACGGCUAUUACAGUACGUACCAGGUCCUCUACCACAGUUAUAUCAGUACCUACAUGCGCCUCUACCACAGUUAUAACAGUACCUACAGGGUCAUCUACCACGGCUAUUACAGUACCUUCAAGCGCCUCUACCACGGUUAUAACAGUACCUACAAGCGCCUCUACCACGGUUAUAACAGUACCUACAAGCGCCUCUAUCACGGCUAUCACAGUACCUACAAGGUACUCUACCACGGUUAUAACAGUACCUACAAGCGCCUCUACCACGGCUAUAACAGUACCUACAAGCGCCUCUACCACGGUUAUAUCAGUACCUACAAGCACCUCUACCACAGUUAA
This is a messenger RNA of Ylistrum balloti, 1296 nucleotides long. RefSeq lists its product as uncharacterized. The transcript is spliced from 4 exons. The record is from RefSeq and is a predicted model, not a curated record. Lineage: Eukaryota; Metazoa; Mollusca; Bivalvia; Pectinida; Pectinidae. The coding region runs from base 1 to 1296 and encodes 431 amino acids.